ACAUACACUCUACAUCGUCAAAACCUCCAGAAUUUCAUGAACUGUAUCGAAAGCCAAUCAUGGGGUCCAAGUCUCCGGAAGAUCAUCGUCAAGGACCCGAUGGGGGUUCAGCAGAUGCCGCGGUCACUAUCAUCAACCCUCCAAAGUCAGCCGCUGCAAGUGGCCUGCUUCAGGGCAUGCUCGAGGGGCAAGAUGAAGACGGAGACGACGACGAUGAUGAGAAGACUGGAAUUAACGUGAAGACUUACGAUGGUGCAAAGAAAAAGAGAAAGCGCAACAAGAAGAAAAGCAAGAAGGUGGCAGUGAUACAGCAAACGUUUCCCCCAAGGAUUCCGUUGGCUACUUUGUUCGACAAUCAGCCAUAUCCAGAAGGUCAGAUCGUGGACCACGUCGUCAAGGAUGACAAUAUCAAACGCACUACGACCGAAGAACUUCGCCAUGUAGCCGCCCUGAACGACAUGGACGAUGACUUCCUCAAGGACUACCGUAAAGCCGCCGAGGUCCAUCGCCAAGUUCGUCAUCAUGCACAGACGAUCGCGAAGCCCGGUGUAUCCAUGACUCGGCUUGCGGAAGAGAUUGAUGAAGGUGUAAGAGCACUCACUGGGCAUACGGGUCUCGAGACAGGCGAUGCGCUCAAGGCAGGUCUCGCUUUUCCCACGGGACUUUGCCUGAACCACGUAGGCGCCCACUGGACGCCUAAUGCUGGAGCAAAGGAAGUCAUUCUAAAGCACGAUGAUGUCCUCAAAGUAGACUUCGGAGUUCAUGUCAAUGGCAGAAUAGUUGAUAGUGCUUUCACUGUAGCUGCAAAUCCGGUUUACGAUAACUUGCUUGCAGCCGUCAAGGCGGCUACUAAUACCGGGCUUGGCGAAGCUGGCAUUGAUGCCCGUAUCGACCACAUUAGCGAGGCGAUCCAGGAAGUCAUGGAGAGCUAUGAGGUCGAGCUAAACGGCAAAACCAUCCCGGUCAAAGCAGUCCGCAACAUCACCGGUCAUAACAUCCUGCGUUAUCGCAUUCAUGGAGAUAAGCAAGUUCCAUUCGUCAAGACCAAGACCGAUCAACGUAUGGAAGAGGGUGACAUCUUCGCCAUUGAGACCUUUGGCAGCACGGGAAAAGCACACCUCCGAGACGACGUUGGUGUCUACGGCUAUGGACGCAAUGAAAACAUGAGUCCAGCUGUUCUUCAUCAAUCGUCCGCCAAGUCGCUACUGAAGACGAUUGACGCAAACUUUGGCACUCUGGUGUUUGCCCGGCGUCAACUUGAGCGUCUCCCUGGCGUGGAGAAAUAUCAUCUCGGUAUGAGAACGUUGGUUAAUAGUGGUCUUGUCGAAUCGUAUGCACCGCUGGUGGAUAUUACCGGCUCGUACAUUGCGCAGUUUGAGCAUACGGUGCUGCUCCGCCCGAACUGCAAGGAGAUCAUCUCAAGAGGCGAUGACUACUAAGGGGAUGAGACUGCCAGAAUAAAGCGUACCCGACUUCAACAGUCGUGUAGCGAAGAUUCCAAAGGUGCUUCAACAUGCCUUUUCAUACCCGACUAUCACACAUUCUUUUGAACAACU
This is a messenger RNA of Pyrenophora tritici-repentis Pt-1C-BFP, 1556 nucleotides long. RefSeq names its product Map, Methionine aminopeptidase. Gene Ontology annotation, cellular component: cytoplasm. The record is from RefSeq and is a predicted model, not a curated record. Gene Ontology annotation, biological process: proteolysis. Gene Ontology annotation, molecular function: metalloaminopeptidase activity. Lineage: Eukaryota; Fungi; Ascomycota; Dothideomycetes; Pleosporales; Pleosporaceae.